This is a messenger RNA of Saccostrea echinata, 4472 nucleotides long. RefSeq names its product beta-1,3-galactosyltransferase 1-like. NCBI's taxonomy places the organism in Eukaryota, Metazoa, Mollusca, Bivalvia, Ostreida, Ostreidae. Gene Ontology annotation, cellular component: membrane. Gene Ontology annotation, molecular function: hexosyltransferase activity. The record is from RefSeq and is a predicted model, not a curated record. The transcript has 3 exons. The coding region runs from base 283 to 1353 and encodes 356 amino acids.
CUUGAAAACUACGGAUCCCAAAAAUGGCUAGAUAUGCGCAAUAUUUGUAAACAGAGCCUUCCCGCCAUGACAAUAUGGACUUUUAACUGCAGUUCGUGUUAAUCCAGGGCAUAGGGCGGAAAGUGAAUAGACUUUCUACUGGUGGAUUUUCGAUCUAUUAUAUACUCCAGGAUCAACAAGGAAGACAAUGUGAUCCUCAGAAAAUGUGACCCGACUCCCCAGAAUCAUGGUAUGCUGUGAUCAGUUCAUUAAGUUCUCCAGGAAGCAUCUAUAACCAAAAAAAUGUUUCCAUCUAUUAAUUCCUUCAUAAGAAGAUUGAAAACCAGGUAUUGCCAUAUCCGAGAAGUAAAGAUUUCGACAUUAUGGAAACUGACAGGUUUUUUUAUUGUGACGUCACUGUUCCUAAUGCAGAAAUCCAUCAACUCAAAUACAAAACAAAUUGUGUUCACGUGGUCAAACAACGAUAUAAAGAAGGCCUUACUCAAAGAAAAGUUCAAAGAAUCAUUGUCGCCCUUGGAACCUUGUGAGGAAGACGGACAGUCUGUUUUUAUGUUGGUUAUGGUUAACAGCGAAAUUACUAAUUUCAAACACCGCAAUGCAAUACGAGAAUCAUGGGGUUCCGUGUCAAAGAUAGACAAAAGUGUUCGAUUAAUAUUCGUGAUUGGCAAAACUCAAGAUCCAAUUGUUAGAGAAAGUAUCAAUCUUGAGAAAGCUGUCUUCAACGACAUUUUAGAUACAAAUGUAACCGAAGCAUACGAUAAAUUGACUUAUAAAUCUAUAGCAAUUUUAAAAUGGGCACAUACCCAUUGUAGCAAAACGAAAUACCUUAUAAAGGUUGACGAUGACAUAUUCUUCAAUAUACGUAAGCUUAUGGUAGAACUUGAAAAAUGGAAUCCAAAAAAUUCCAUAAUUGGAUGCGAGGAGAGCAAAAAUGCACCUGUGAGAUUCUUUUUAUUCAAAUGGCACGUGACUAGAGAGCAAUACAGUGCUGACACCUAUCCUGUUUAUAUAACAGGACCCGCCUAUCUCAUCACAGGAGAUAUCAUAUCCAAAUUAUACCACGCUUCAUUUGAUAUCCCUUAUUUUUUCAUUGAAGAUAUUUUUGUAGCAGGACUUUGCAGAGAAAAAAUCGGAGCGAAAGUUGUCGGCCAUAAAGACUUUUCCUGUAGUUACCGAGACAGGGGCCCAUGUGGGGUCUCCUUUAGGGACUUCAUAGUCGGCCAUCAUUACUACCCAGAGGAAAUGGUCAGAAUGUGGCGUGAAUUGAACGACCCGUCAGCCACCUGUCGAUUUGUAGAUUAUUACUGGAUAGCAACUAUAAUUGAUUUAUUGAAAGGAUUAUUUCCAUUUUAAAGUGUUCAGAAAUAACGCAUUGCAUUUUCGCAAAUUUUCAAUUUUUGAUUGCCUGAAGAAUUUUGUUUUUAUUUUUUUCAAUUGAUUGUUGCUGGUUACCUUGAAUUUUUCUACGUUGUUUUGAAAUAUAGUUGAUUUUUAUAUCCUUGUAUGGAUAGCUCUGUGUUGGAACGUAACUGAAUUCAAUUGCGAAAAUGAAAUGCAUCGCUUUGCACAAUUGCUGCAGGUUAAUUUGUAUUCGCUUAAGUAGCAUUAAUUCGGUAUUUUUUAACAUACGGUUUAUAUAGAGCAGUUGAUAUCUACGCAAGUUAAUUGAUACUGUGAUAUUAUUUCCUCUGUAUACUAGAAUUUUUCAGAAGUGGAAAGGAAUGUUUCGAGUUUUUCUGGGGGGGGUUUUUUCAGUGAAGUUAUUAUACACGGAAGUAAUUGUAUAGAAUUUCAUUAUGCUUUUAGGAAGUUAGAUUUAGAAGUAGGUUGAUAUCGUAGAUUUCAUUUAUCCUCUUAGACCAGGAAAUAGGUGUUAGAUGGGGGAGGGGGGUGUUUACAUGGAUACCAUUUACAGAUCAAUUUCAGGAACGUAGUAUUUCCGGUGACCUUCAUUUCUCGAUCACAAUAGUCAACUUAUAGGCUUGAAGUGCUCCAGUAAUGAUAUUUAACGCAUUCUACUUAAAAGUGGGAUUUAUACCAUUAAUAUUUUUCAAUUUAUAUCUUAACCAUGAUCCAACAUUUUGAUCAAGAGAAAUCAAAACUUUUACAAGCAGAUCUUACAGAUUUUCUAAGUUUGAAUAAACAUUUUCUAAUUUUUACCCGGAAAAGGAAAUUCCCAAUGCAUAACAUAAGCAAACACUCCAGUAACAUGAGUGAUCAAUUUAUUAAUGGCAUCGUGAAACUGUUCGCGGCGGGGAUGAAAAAAAAAACUGUCAAGAGGGGGGGGGGGUAACUCAUAAUACUGCUACGUUAAUUAAAUGGAAUACUCGCUGCUUAGAUCAAUGUAACUUAAUGCACCCAGGAACAAGAAAUCCAUAUGCUUACAUGGGAACCCACAUUUUUUUCUGAAUUAAAUAUAGAUGGGAAAAAAAUGAUAAGAUACACAAUCAAUUUUUUAGUUUUGCAUGUUGGGAUCGUUUUACUUGAAUAACAAUACGAUGCAAUACGAACUUUUAAUAUUGAACAUUUCUGGUACAUAAUGUUGACAGUUUUAUCCUUCCCCUUCCAAGAUCUUGUUAAAAUCUUCCAAACACAGGCACGUAGGAAGCAAUUUCAGUUGGGGGGGGGGGCACAGCCAAACAUUUUCUGUUGGGGGUACUAUCAACUACCAAAAUUCCUUGACAAGCAAAAAAAAAAAGUCAUCAGCCAUUUUUAUUGAGGGGGCACAAGCAUAUAGUAGCUAAGUUUUCUAUAGUAUUCUAUAUAUUGGCAAAAUUAUUGGGGGAAGACACGGGCCCCCCAUGCCCCCCCCCCCCCGGUUCCUACGGCCAUGAAACAAGUAAUUAUAUUUAUCUUCUUUAUUUUUCUAAGAUUCAGUUGCGGAUCUUAAUUCUUGAAUCCUUGAUGGGAAAUGAUAGUUGUUCGAAUCCUUGAUGGAAAUGGAUUGUUGUCCAAAUCCUUGAUGGGAAUGGAAUGUUGUUCAUAACGUAAAGGCGUAUCUUGAUCCUGACUCAAGGUCAUGACUUUGACUCAAUAUAAUGGCUCAAAAGCAAAUGAUUCUGGACAAUUUCUGUUGGAGUUAUGAUUCAAAUCCUUUUAAAUCCAAAACGGAACCCCCGAUUGAAAUAUAUCAAAUCACUCGUUUAUAGACAAUUUAGUGUUAGUAAUGGCCUAACAAUUAGCAUGAAAAACGUUAGUCAGCACUCAAUGAUAAAUUGUAUUUGCUGACGAGGUCAUUGUAUCGACCAUAGAACUUACGAAAUGAUGACUUUAAACGAGACUGUUGAUAUUCUUGUUUCAUCAGCUUGUUUGUCAAUAACUUACCUCGUUUUAGAUAUUGUUCAUACGUGGAGCAUGCUCUUCCGUAUCGAAUCAGCUGAGAGACAUAAACCCCGUAUGCAGGUGAUAAUGGUAUAUUGCUGCAUAAGUAAGGGAAGUUGACGAUUGAAAAGUUAAAGUCAUCUCGUUUAUCAUAAAGCUUAGUUGUUAGGUUACCAUUAACGUCUUUUUCUAAUAAAAUAUCCAAAUAUGAAACAGAUGUGUCAGACUCUGUUGUAUCUUUUAUUUCAAGCUCAGUGGGAUAUAUCUAAAAUGUUAAAUGUUGUUUUUUGCUUACAAUAGACAGACAACUAUGCCAAAACCAAUAUGUCUUCACUUGUUGGGAAGAGAUACAAUAAGCUUUACCCCCCCCCCCCCGCCCCCUCCCGAAAAGAGUUUAAUUUGUGUGUGAAAUACUGUAAGUUAAUUAGAUUGUAAGUUUGUUAGUGAUUGCAACACUAUAAGCUAAUUAUAUUAUUAGAUUGUGUGUGAGUGCAAUAUUUUAAGUUAUUUACUUGUAUAUUGUAAGUUUGUGAGUGCAAUACUUCAGUAAGUUAUGUCUUGGGUAUGUAUGUGAGUGCAGUACUGUAAGUUAGUUAUGUUGUGAGUCGGUGUUUAAGUGGGAUAUUGAAAAUUAAUAAUAUUGUAAGUUUGUGUUUCAGUGAAAUACUGUAAGUUAAUUACAUAUGCUAUGAGUAAGUGCGUGGGCACAGAAAUGCUAUUGUGUGUAAGUUUGUAUGUACUAUGUAAUUUAAACUGCAAGUUAAUUACGUUGUAAGUUUGAGUGCGUGAGAGCGAUGGUAUAAAUUAAUGAUGUUGUAAGUUUGUAUGUGUGGAACAUGUUAUCAGGGAAUUAUGGUGUAAGUUUGUGUUUGUACAAUGUAAGUUAUGUUGUGUGUGCGUGUGUGUGAUGGUGUGUGUGUGUGCAAUACUGUGAGUUAUGGGGUAAGAUAGUUGCUCUUUUGCAUUAAAUGCAAAGAGUAUGCUUUAUAGAGAGGUAGUGUGUAUUUAUUAUUAACAAUAAUAUAAACUUUUCUGAGUGAUUUUUAAUACAAUUUCAUUGUUUUGAAGAACAAGGAUAGUUCCUUUUGUAUGUAGGACUUAUGCAAUUUGACGUGGUAUUUACAUGUAUUUUGUCACAAAUAUUUUCUUAA